AUGGCCCGUCGAUUGCUUCCGUUCGUUCUGCUCGCCUUUGCGUACACCGUGAGCUCCGUUGUUGGUGACGCGUGCUCGUCGACGAUUCUUGUUCCCGUGCUGCUACCUGUCCUCAGCAAGCCCAACUAUGCGAAUUGCCAAAAGGACAGCGGUGUGCCUCUCUCGCUGACGGGAAACCUCCCGAGCCCGGCUAACCUCGCCAUCAUUGGCGCCACCAAGAGCUGCGUCGCCUUCUACGACGACGUGCAGGCCGCGGUCAACAGCGCCGGCGUCACGUGCACCGUGAAUGGGCAGUCGGUCUCGAAUUUUGUGGGCACUUCGAUCACGACGUUCGUGACCAACCUCAACGCGUACAUGAGUGCAACGACGGCACCGCCCGCCGGUUCCAAGCCUCUCAACAACUCGGCGUCUCUCGCGGCGCUCUCAAGUGUGACUCUGACGCUCCUCGCUGCCGCGCAUCUAGUCUUGUAG
This is a messenger RNA of Saprolegnia diclina VS20, 471 nucleotides long. RefSeq lists its product as hypothetical. Bases 1 to 471 code for a protein of 156 amino acids. The transcript has a single exon. Lineage: Eukaryota; Oomycota; Saprolegniomycetes; Saprolegniales; Saprolegniaceae. Gene Ontology annotation, cellular component: extracellular region. The record is from RefSeq and is a predicted model, not a curated record.